This is a messenger RNA of Zasmidium cellare ATCC 36951, 570 nucleotides long. RefSeq lists its product as uncharacterized. Gene Ontology annotation, cellular component: Ino80 complex. Lineage: Eukaryota; Fungi; Ascomycota; Dothideomycetes; Mycosphaerellales; Mycosphaerellaceae. Bases 1 to 570 code for a protein of 189 amino acids. The record is from RefSeq and is a predicted model, not a curated record. The transcript has a single exon. Gene Ontology annotation, biological process: chromatin remodeling.
AUGGCGCCCAUCACCACCGCCUCCAACGAUGAGACGCACGCCGCCCUGCUGGACACGCUCGACAUGUACAAGAUCCACAAGCCCUUCCGCAACCCCAACUGGAAGCCUCCCCAGCGCCGCAACAAAAACCUCAAGCAGAUCCUCUCAGAAGCUCAGCGCGCGCAGCAGAGCAUGCUCAACACGCAGCAGAACUCCGGGGCCAGCACACCCACGCCUGCGACCGACGGCACGAACACUCCCUCACUCAACCCCAACCCGGAGAAGAUGAGCCAAGAUCUGGGGAGGCUGGUAUUGGAGAAGAACGCGAAGCAGAGCAAUGGCAUCUCGACACCGAUGCCAGGAACAGGCUUCACUGGACCGAGUGUCACAUACACCAGUAUAGCAGCUGCACCCAGCCUGAAGCCCAAGAAGAAGUACUGCGAUAUUACAGGUCUGCCUGCGAAGUACAAGGACCCAAAGUCGGGACUCUACUAUUUCAACGCAGAGAUAUAUGCCGUUGUGAAAGGCUUGAGUACAACGCAGGUGCAGGAAUAUCUUGCCGCAAGAGGCGCAAACACCGUACUCAAGUGA